ACAAAAGAAAAAGCAAUUCAUGAACAGUAUCAUGGUCUCUCUCUCCUUAUUGCCCAACUUCCUCGUAAUAGCUACCGAGGUUUGCUGCAAUUAAACUAUGCAGUUUAUAAAUAGGGUCGAGUUCAUGAUGUCAGUUGUACUUAUGCAUGGUAGCAGAAGCAAUAAAAGAAAUUAGCAGUAACCCUUUUCAUGGCUUCCUUAACCACAGCUUGCCUAUUGGCACUACUACUCACUGCUUCUCUAUCUCUGCCCAUGGAGAUCACAGCAGUCCGUUUCCCAUCUCCACAACAUGGGAUUCCUGCACCCCCUAAGAAACUCUCAAUUCCAUCCCCAUCACCAUUACCCACCAUCUUUUCUCCACCUCAACCCCACCACAAAUCUCAACCACCUCCAAAAUGUGAUGAUGAAACUCCUCCUCCUCCUCCUCCGCCGCAUCGCUCUGGCUCAAAGAGGGCACUGCCCCCGGGAAAGAUGUACUAUUUGCCUCCAUUUCCAGGAAUCUGAUAAGAUCCUGGAUGAAAGCACAGGGAUGCAAAUAUAUGUGCAUGUCAAUUAUAUAAUAAGCGUUCUUAUACAAGCUAGAAUAAUGAAGGUGAAGGCGGUGGUUCUAUCUGCAAGCUGUGUAUACUUGCAGCUGCUGGCAUGCUGCUGUGAAAAAGUUACAAAAACACAAGUUGCAAGGGAAGAUCAGAGAAAUGAAGUACUUUAUAUGCUAAUUAUAGGCUUAUUGCUGUUGUGAAAUAAGUUACAAAAACAAAUGAUACGAUUGUUGUGUAAGCAGUGAAGAAGAGAAAUAAUUUAAUAAAGAUAUAUUGUUUUAUAUA
Juglans regia (Persian walnut) is the source of this 824-nucleotide messenger RNA. RefSeq lists its product as uncharacterized. Bases 290 to 739 code for a protein of 149 amino acids. The transcript is spliced from 2 exons. The record is from RefSeq and is a predicted model, not a curated record. NCBI's taxonomy places the organism in Eukaryota, Viridiplantae, Streptophyta, Magnoliopsida, Fagales, Juglandaceae.